Molecule: messenger RNA, 2895 nt
Organism: Vespa mandarinia (Asian giant hornet)
Lineage: Eukaryota; Metazoa; Arthropoda; Insecta; Hymenoptera; Vespidae
Gene: MAN1
Product: LEM domain-containing inner nuclear membrane protein MAN1
Biological process (GO): nuclear envelope organization; negative regulation of BMP signaling pathway
Molecular function (GO): chromatin DNA binding
Source: RefSeq, a predicted model, not a curated record
GAAAAUUGCGCCAUGUUUUAGUUCACGAGUGGAUUGUUUUCUGAAAGUGGUAUAUGAGAGAAAUCUUUUCUGAAUAGCCUAGUUUUAUGAGAUUGCCAAAAAAAAAGUUAAAAGAAGUUGCACGUGUGCAUGAUACAUAGGUCAAAGGAAAAUAGUGAAAUAAAGAGAAAUUAUUGACAGUCUCGAAUUAAUCUCUUCGUCUUUUUAAUUCAUCGUGCGUAAAUUUUAUGCGCCAGUUUAAUACGUGCGGAUCGAACUGUUUAAAUAUUUCAGUAUGGUUUUGGUAAACAAAAUGUCGGUAGAUAGUCUCAGUGAUGCAGAAUUACGUAGUAAGCUUAUGGAAUAUGGAUACCCGGUAGGCCCUGUAACACAGACAACCAGAAAAAUACUUGUUAAAAAAUUAAAGAAUCUUAUAGAAACUCGAGGUCUUGCUGCAACGCGUCAUUCAUUAGCUGCCAGAUAUAGCAGCGACGAAACCGACGAGGAUACGACCUCGACUGUGGUUAAAAGAAAGAAAUCAGGUUCGAGUACGCGUCGUCAGACUUUGGCCAAUCCUAUGCCACCGCCAUCUUCCGCAGUACCUGUAUCUUCCGAAUCUAAAAGUUUGAUCAAAGAUCCUAAUGUAGAAAUAGUUGAUAAUAUUAUACCUGAGUCGGUUGCUGGUCCAACGUUUACCAAUCGUACUAUUACAAAUAUACAAAAGAAACAUACAAAAAUUUAUAACUCGGCUAAUCUAUCGGAUGGCUUAGAAACUGGUUCAGAUUCAGAUGUUAGAGAAGAUACUAGGUCGACGUACUCGCAGUCUAGAUAUUUGACUAAUGUUGAAAAACUGUACGUUUCUAAACCGCAUACCGAACAUAUGAUUGGCGAUGAUCAAUCUACAAAAUCAUAUGAAUCAAUGUCAAGACCGGUACAUACUCUUAAAGAUAAUAAAUAUGUUGAGCCUGCUUUUAAAAGUUAUACUACAUUUAUGCCAUCAACUAAAGAAGAUGCAACCGGAAGAGAUACAAGAGAUUUGCUUUCAAAUUAUGAGACUCCAUUUUUAUCAGAAUUUACAAGAAGACUCAGUUCAAGAACAUCAUUGGAUCCUUCUACGUCGUCUUUAUCUACGUUAAGCAGUCCUACGAUAAGACAUACAUCGUCCGUUAUACCAGAAACUAGAGAGAAGGAUUCUAAUGGUCAUUUUUCCUCAUUAAGAUCUUUGUACACUACUUCAACUUCGAGACCCGUUGUUACAACUACUGAUAGAUCUCGCAAUACUAUUGGUAAAACAUUCAAGUCUACCUCUAAUAAGGAAGAAUCACGGAACAAUCAAAAUAUGGUUUCGGUGAUACUGGUGGUAGUACUUGCUUCAUUUUUUGGAAUUCUGGCGAUAAUAUACUUGGGGCUUGGUGGUAAAGGUGAAACCUUCCCAUCAUUGUCAAUGGAUAGUGAUAUACCGCUCUGUUUUAUGGGAACACCUGAUCUCAAAGCACCUGGAGUUAAUUGUGUAAUGAAAGAAAAUGUAGAAUCUGUAUUACAAUUGUUAAAACGACUCCAACCAAUUUUAUUGAAGAAGGCAAUAUCGGUGCUGUGCGACAAUUCGAGCGAUAUACCAUAUCUAACAGACACUGAAAUUAUGGAUAUGUUUGCAAACAGUAAAGUGACACCUCUAGAAGUGAAAGAAGAUUUACAAAAUGCACAACUUCUUAUUAUUAGGAAUCCUCAAUGGGGUAUUUCACUCAUUGACGUAAGCGAUGGCGAUAAGGCAUCCGGAGAAGUAUUGAAUUCGUUGGAUAGUAUAUUCCCAGCACGUAUGAAUGGAAAAAUAGGGAUGGUCAUACUGAAUCCAGAACUGCCAUUGCAGUGUCAUAUAAAGAAUAAGUUAUUCACCAUUUUUUCAACUCUCCUGAUAAUCUCCCUUGGCCUUUUAGCUGUUAUUGGGACGCAGAAACUAUUCGUUUGGUAUAAAAGAUACCAAAAAUCCGUGGAAAGAGAAGUAUUUAAGCUAGUUAGCGAAAUCAUUAAUGUGGUUGAACAGCAUCAUCAAAAUGCAGGACUGUCACCUUCUGGUUCAACGCAAGAUAUUUUUCUUGCGAUAAAUCAUGUCCGGGAUAAUCUAAUUUUACCAAAAGAUCGUAAAAGGAUGGCUGGGUUAUGGGAAAAAGCUGUUAGAUUCUUGGACGAGAACGAAUCUAGAAUUCGAAGAGAAGUGCAACAAGUUGCCGGAGAAGAAUUUCACGUGUGGCGUUGGUUACCUAAUAAUACUCUAAACAAGUCUAACGCGCAAAGUCCUUCAUUGAAUAAAAAGUCAAAAGUUUGGCAGGGACAAGCAUUUGAAACUAUGGAAGGAUCGGUUAAUAGUUUAACAUGUUCACCGACACCCUGCUUAAAGAUAAGACAUAUGUUCGAUCCAGAUGCCGAGAAUGACGACAAUUGGGAGAUCAAAAUACAAGAUGCCAUUUUAGAAAAGUGUGGAGAGGGAGUGAAAAUACUUCAUAUUCGAGUGGAUCGUGGGAGCCGAGAAGGUUGCGUUUACAUGAAGUGUAUAUCGCAAGAAGAUGCUGGAAAAGCUUACAGAGCGUUACAUGGCUGGUGGUUUGACGGUCAUUUAGUUACGGUCAAAUAUUUACGACUCGAACGAUAUUAUGAAAGAUUUCCAGAUGCGGUGCAUUGCACGACACCUUUAAAGCCAAGUAACAAUAAACGGUUGUCUAUGCAGGCACAUUAUUGGCAAAGUCCAUUAGAAUCUAAUUAAUAAACACUGUGUAAUUGCUCAUCAUAUCCUAAAAAGAAAAAAAAAGAAGAAGAAAAAAAAAAGAAUUGAAUUUAUUUUAUAUAGUCAUUUGUAUCUGAGAUCUAUUGAUAUAUUUUUUAUGUUUCGCUAUAAUCUCAUAGCAAUACGAUGCGAAAUGA